Trichogramma pretiosum is the source of this 1610-nucleotide messenger RNA. RefSeq lists its product as uncharacterized. Bases 1 to 1587 code for a protein of 528 amino acids. The record is from RefSeq and is a predicted model, not a curated record. The transcript has 8 exons. Gene Ontology annotation, molecular function: protein binding. NCBI's taxonomy places the organism in Eukaryota, Metazoa, Arthropoda, Insecta, Hymenoptera, Trichogrammatidae.
AUGGAAUUUCUGUCGUCGUCGUCGAGCUCGGGGCAGGAGCAGCCAGAUCAGCAGCAGCAGCAGCCUGCGGAAGACUACGUGGUGGCGCCUCCGGCCCUACGGAUCGGUGACGAGUGCCAGCGCAAUCGGGACUGCGACGCGGCGGUGCCGCGCUCGCGCUGCGAGCUCGGCUACUGCGCCUGCCAGGCCUACUUCGCGCCCUUCAACGGCACCCGAUGCUUGGAGUCCAAGCUGUUGGGCAAGGACUGCCUCGUCGACGAACAGUGCACGCUGAGAGUGGGAAACAGCACCUGUCGCGAGAACGAGUGUCGCUGCCUCCAUGGGUAUCUAGAGUAUCACGGCCACACGUGCUUGCCUCCGGCCAAACUGGGCCAGAUCUGCUACAGCAACAAGCACUGCCAGCUCUGGGACAGCGACACGCACUGCGACUUUCUGCUGCCCGAUCUGUUCGGCCGGUGCCAGUGCACGGCGCCGAUGCGCCAGGACGGCGACGUCUGCCGGCCCGACGAGCUGGUGAGGCCCGCGGCACCCAUGACCUCGCAACCGGCCCGCAACGCCAACGACAACGAGGUCGACUUCGACGACAAGCGCAGCUACAAUCUCACGCCCCAGUCGGACGACGACGAUGCCGGUGCUCAGUUGUCUUGGUUGAGAAACGCGACGAUGCUGCUGUCGACGGUGGCACCCACUCAGCUGAUGCCGAUGAACCUCGUGACCAGGCCCUCGGUGCGGGCUGAGCUUCAGCCGAACGAGCUGCCCGUGGACGACUCGAUCGUCGUCGAGGCGGAGAACACGGAGCUCGCUCAGUCGAUGCCGACUUCAAUCGGACCCCAGCAAUCGGCCAUCAAGACCGACCGCCACGACGAGGCGGGCGCCCUCAAUCUGUCGCCCGUGUCUCUCGGCCAGGCCUGCUUCCUCGAUCUCGAGUGCAAGCUCGCCGACCCGAACUCGCGCUGCCACGACGGCGCGUGCGACUGCGCGCUGCGCGCCAGCAACGGCACCUGGUGCAGCGCCAGGCGCACCGGCUGCGCCCCGGGCACGUUCCAGUGUCGCGCCACCGGCCAGUGCAUCAGCUGGUACUUCGUCUGCGACGGCAAGCAGCACUGCCCCGACGGCAGCGACGAGGAGUGCCAGCUGGGCCGGGGCCGCUCCAAGUGUCCCGAGCAGGCCUUCAAGUGUCACUCGAGCGGUAGGUGCGUCUCGAGGGCGGCCCUCUGCGACGGCGUCAAGGACUGCCCCAACAACGAGGACGAGCAGGCUUGCGGCGAUCGAAGACGAUGCCCGGAGGGCGCGUUCCGCUGCAACAACGGCCAGUGCCUGCCGGCCUACGAGUUCUGCAACGCGGUGGUCUCCUGCCGGGACGGGAGCGACGAGCCGCGCGCCGCCUGCCGCACGCGCAACCGUAGCCGCCUGUCGGCCAACCGAUUCUGCCCGUUCCGAUGCGCCAACGGGCGCUGCCGCUCCGACGCCAUCACCUGCAGCGGCAAGGACGGCUGCGGCGACAACUCCGACGAGAUACAUUGCAACGUUUGCAAAUGCCCUCCUUUACUGCACGAUUUGGAGUUUAGACGAGCCGCUGCGGCGUAAUUAGAACAUCGAUUGCGCUUCGA